Messenger RNA from Asparagus officinalis (garden asparagus), 1542 nucleotides. Its product is annotated as protein STRICTOSIDINE SYNTHASE-LIKE 10-like. The coding region runs from base 233 to 1354 and encodes 373 amino acids. Gene Ontology annotation, molecular function: strictosidine synthase activity. Gene Ontology annotation, biological process: biosynthetic process. Lineage: Eukaryota; Viridiplantae; Streptophyta; Magnoliopsida; Asparagales; Asparagaceae. The record is from RefSeq and is a predicted model, not a curated record. The transcript has 3 exons.
CCGAUAAAAUACCAAAACCAAACGCACCCAUGGUGAUUUAGCCUUUCCAAAUGCUAAAGGGAGAGACGUGUCAAUAAUCCUUUCCCUCCAACUGUACACAGCUAGCAGUUCCAUAUUUGGCUGAUACAUUUUCGACCAUCCAAAUCUUUCCCAUCAACGCUUACAUAAAUAGAAAGAAGACUAGCAAUCUGGCAUACAUCAAACGUUGCAAGAAAUUAGAAACUCCUCCAAGAUGAGGAUCAGUAGUAAGCUUCAAUGCUUUCUAGCAUCCUUCUCCAUAAUCAUCUCUAUCGUUGAGCGUUGCAACGCUUUGACGUCGCCGGCCAUCAUCGACGACCAUUUAUCGGCGACAGCGGCGAUUCCGCUCCCUGCUGGUGUAACUGGGCCGGAGAGCCUCGCCUUCGACCCGGACGGCGAGGGGCCCUACACCGGCGUCUCAGAUGGCCGGAUUCUCAAGUGGCAAGGCGAAGAGCUUGGAUGGAUGGAAUAUGCUGUUGUUACUCCUCAGCAUCUGUUAAAUGAGUGCAGAGGAUCACAAGAGGUGAAGAAAGAGCAUAUUUGUGGUCGACCACUAGGAUUACAGUUCAACAAGAUGACCAGAGAUCUUUACAUUGCCGAUGCAUAUUUUGGGCUAAUGAUAGUUAGUGAAGGUGACAAAUUUGCUAAGCAAAUUGUUACACAAGCACAAAAUACUCCUCUUAAAUUUACCAACGGUUUGGAUAUAGACCAAGACACUGGAAUUGUCUAUUUUACUGAUAGCAGCGCUCGCUUCCAAAGGAGAGAAAACAUAUUGAUAGAGAUAUCGGGGGACAAAACCGGAAGAGUUCUAAGCUACAACCCACAAAACAAAGCGGUCCGAGUCCUACUCAACGGCUUAUCCUAUCCCAACGGCGUAGCAUUAAGCAAAGAUGGCUCCUUUCUCCUCAUUGCAGAAACAUCAACUUGCAGGAUCUUAAGAUACCGGCUUCAACCAAACAAAGACAAAAGAGCCCAGGUUCUUACUCAGCUCCCAGGGUAUCCUGAUAACGUAAAGCCCAGCCCGAGAGGAGGGUUUUGGGUUGCACACUACGAAAGGAAAUCAAAAUUCAUGGAGUGGGUUAUGUCUUUGCCCACUUGGGUAAGAGAAUACAUCAUUCUGUUGCCCUUGGAUGUAAUUACUAAGAUUUUCUACAAGUUUAGCGAGUGGCAUGGAGAACCUUUGGCUAUGAGGGUAAGCGGAGAGGGUGAGGUUUUAGAGCUCCUGGAGGAUUUUGGUGGGGAGAUAGUGAAGUACAUAAGUGAGGUAGAAGAGCAUAAUGCAACUUUGUGGAUUGGUUCUGUCGUAAUGCCUCAUGUUGGUAUUUAUAAGCUUUAGAGUGUAUAUAUAUAUGCAUGUAUAAUAAAUGUCGUUGAGGUAUUAUAUAUCAAGAAGUCAGCUACUUAUGGGUUCAGAUUUUCUAAAUCCUUGGUUAUAGAGAUAUUCUACUGUCGGUUAUGUGGAUCAAUGGUAGUGUCUUAUGUGGUGGGUCUCACCAUUUCAAGACUUUUCUAUAUAUAUAAUCU